Eremomyces bilateralis CBS 781.70 is the source of this 3743-nucleotide messenger RNA. Its product is annotated as WD40 repeat-like protein. The record is from RefSeq and is a predicted model, not a curated record. Gene Ontology annotation, cellular component: 90S preribosome; t-UTP complex; small-subunit processome. Gene Ontology annotation, molecular function: protein binding; RNA binding. The coding region runs from base 280 to 3294 and encodes 1004 amino acids. The transcript has a single exon. Lineage: Eukaryota; Fungi; Ascomycota; Dothideomycetes; Eremomycetales; Eremomycetaceae. Gene Ontology annotation, biological process: maturation of SSU-rRNA from tricistronic rRNA transcript (SSU-rRNA, 5.8S rRNA, LSU-rRNA).
AAUGACAAUCUGAGUCUUGGGUGAAGUCGACGAUCACGAAAAGUUGGUGCCUGGGGUGACGUCACGUGCCGACGUGAGGCUCCUCAAGGACCCCUGCUCCGUGUCGAAAAUUAUCAACCCCAAAAUUUCAGAUCGGCAAACAUUUCGACUUCCGUCAAUACCCCAAAUACCAAACUAGCGAUAUACUGUACAAAAUGAAUUGCCUCUAGUGCCUUGCUAAGGUACCCGGAGAGCAUAUAUUUUGGAAGUCGCGUGUCGAUAUAUAAACCGACGCUCACAAUGGACAUCCAUCGUUGCCGCUUCGUCGAUUUCCCGCCCUCCGCAAUCAAUUGUCUGGCUUUCUCGCAUACCGAUUCCCUUCCUUCCGAUUCAUACAAUCCGGCGGUGAGACUUGCGGUGGGUCGAGCGAAUGGCGAUAUCGAAAUCUGGAAUCCGAAUCGCGGAAGCUGGGUGCAAGAGACCGUGUUCCGCGGCGGGAAGGACAGAAGCAUAGAGGGGUUAGCUUGGGUUGCCACAGACGAUGACGAAGAGGAGGAUACCACCGUCUCACAACAAGAAUGGAGGCAGAGACCAAGGCGGAUGAGGCUGUUCAGCUUUGGAUACUCAAGCUCGGUGACAGAAUGGGACCUCGCGGCAGGACUGCCACUGCGGGAAUCCACCGGUAACCACAGCGAUGUCUGGUGCAUGGCAGUUCAACCCGCAUGGAAGCCGACAUUCGACAAAGACGGCAAGCUGAUUGCAAGAGAGGGAGAAUUCAAAGGGCAAAACAUUGCAAUUGGGUGUGCGGACGGCCGAAUCGCGCUUCUCUCAACUGACAACGACGACCUCCAGUUUUCCCGGUUCAUCUGGCAAAACACAAAAUCCAAAGGAAGAGCAUUAGGGAUGGCUUUCAAGGACCGGAACAUACUUGUCGUGGGGUUUGCGGAUUCGAGGAUACGAAUUUUCGACACGCGAACCGGUCACAUCUUGCAGACAAUUGCCGUCGGUAUAGGAGCGCAACCAGGUCCGAAAGAGGUGCUGGUAUGGGCAGUCAAAUGCCUUCCGAACGGUGACAUCGUUACUGGCGACUCGACCGGCUGUCUCUAUGUGUGGGAUGGCAAACGUUAUUCCCAGUUACAAAAGAUCCAAGCUCACGAUGCGGACAUCCUGGACAUUGUUUCGAGCGCCGAUGGGUCGGCCUUAUAUUCCGUUGGCAUUGACCGAAAACAUUGCUUAUACGAACUCGAAGAGAUCCCCGGCGGCCAUGGUCUGAAGCGAUUCGUAAAGAAGGGACACAACCGCUAUCACGACAACGAUGUGAAAUCAAUCGCCGCAUACGAAAGCAAGGGCAUCAGCAUUGCAGUGUCGGGUGGUCUAGACAGCAAGCUAGUAGCCAUUCCUCUACGAGAGCGACUCAGGCAGGAACACCUUACACUUCCUGGCUUACCGCACUCUCAAGCGCUUGUAUCAAGCCCUCAAAAGCGCUUGCUGUGUAGCUGGUGGGAUCAGGAGGUCAAUAUCUGGAGGCUGAAACCAUCAGGUGGUGUGGUCGACAGCACGGAGCCUCCACAUGAGCUACUCUCGCGAAUAGCUUUGAAGGGCGAGGAGAACAUCUCCAGUGUCGACAUUUCCUACGACGGUUCGCUACUUGCCGUAUCAUCAGCUGCAGAAGUUCGGAUCUUCCAACUCCGCCUCCUAAAAAAGCCAGACCCCGAGGAAGAUUACUUAGAAAUCGAUGUCCUCCGGAUACGGAAGCUUGACAUCCCAAUAGGCUUACGCAACACCGGGGUACGCCUUGUCAAAUUCUCGCCUGACGGAAAAUGGCUUGCGGUUGUCCGUGCUGAUAGCUCCGUCAUUGCCGCGCAUUUCAUUCUGGAAGGCCUAUCCGAUGAGGACCGAGAAGCGGGGCGAGUUUCGAAGAUCAAGUGCCAUUCGAAGGUGUUCAAACUCCGACGAGCAUCGCGGUCGAAGUCAAAAGGGAACGAGGAGAACGCGUCAGCGUCGCACAUUACGUGGGGUGCUUAUCUGGACUCGAUUGCGCGAGUAUGCUUUUCUCCGGACAGUCAAAUGCUGGCAGCCAGCGAUCUGAACGGUCGAGUGGACAGCUGGGCUCUAUCCGAGGCGACACCUGGCACACUGGCCCACACGAACGGGGUAGCCAAGAAGCGCACAUCGUCGUCAUCGUCCGAAUCUGAAAGCGAGUCAAGCAGCGGUGAAGAAUCCACUAGCGAAGAUGAAGCCAUCCCGGGACCGAAUGGACAAUCCCUAACCAACGGCACUGCGACCAUCCAAAAAUGGAAAUCCAACCCGUCCACCCCGUCUCUCCCCCAACUCCCCUCGCCCGCAAUCCUCAUCUCCUUCCGCCCCUUUCCAACCCCCUCCACCCAAAACGAUGCCUCUCCCCACUCCCAACCCUACCACCUCAUGCUCCUCACCAGUACCCACCAAUUCUACGAAUUCGACCUCCUCACCGGCCACCUCACCGCCUGGAGCCGCCGCAACCCCCCCACCCACCUCCCCGAUGAUUUCACCCGCAUCAAACACCGCGCCAUCGGCUCCCAAUGGCACGUCUUCCACGCCGGCGCGUCCGUAACCCAGCGCCUGUGGCUUUGGGGUCAUUCCUGGGUCGGCAUGCUCGACAUGGGCCGCGACUUCCCCGCAGGAGGGAAGGCCGUCGAAGCCACGCCGCGGAAGAAGCGGAAGGGUAGCCACGUCGCAGACCGCGCGGACGACGCGCCGCCGACGCCUGGAUCGGCGCACAAGCGGCGGAAAUCGCACGCCACCGGCGCCGGCGACGCGAUCCGGCCGGAUAAGUUGAUGGGGCUGCAGCAGACGAUGACGGUCACCGUGGGCGGCACCGGGAAUACGCGGGAGGUCGACCUGAGCGGUGGGAAGAAACCCUACGCCCACGACGACGGGGAUGGAGACGAGAACGACGAGGCGAUCGACAUUCGCGGACUGCAACUGGGCGCGAAAGCGCGGGCGGGAGCGGACGGCGAGGACGCGCGGAUGGACGCGGUCGCUAAGAGCGGUGUCGCUUCAUCGGGCAAGGGCGCCGACGAGGGGAGAAAAGGGAAGGGGGGGCAGGAAGUGACGCGGUGGUUCACGUUUAAGUACCGGCCGAUUGUCGGGAUCGCGCGGCUCGAAGGGGGCCAUGCGGUGGAGGACGAUCAGCAACUUGUGAACGGCGAUGGAGAGGGUGCGCUCGCGCGGAUGGCGGGCGAUGAUGAGCGGGUGUUGGAGGUGGCCGUGGUGGAACGGCCGGAGUGGGAGGUGGAGAUGCCGGGGAGGAUGGAGGGACCGUAUGGGAAGUGAGGGAAGGACGAGGGGAUCUUGCAUACUUGGAGUUUUUUGUGGGAGAUUCGAGCAUCCGGAUGGAUGGGAGGGGCGAAGGUGUUGUAAUUACUGUGUGGAUAGGCAUGUUGGUGGUCAUUCCCCUGCAUUCUGGUGGGUGGCACUGAUCUGACUGAACGACCCAUCCCUCAUCAGGCGAUCUAGAAUUUGAUUUUUCUAUCCAUGAAGCACGGCUAGUAUCACCUUGUUUCUACUCUUCAUCACCUCCUCUACUCUCCCUAGGCCCCACCCUUAAUCAUAUUCUUCUCGAGCCCUUGAUCCAACGUCCCCGUGGCUGAUCGGCACGCGGCCGAUCGCGUGGCAAACGCAACUGAAACCUCGGUGGAAGGGAAAAAUCAAGGUCAUAUGCAGGCUCUUGAGUGAAAAUUUUCUGUCCCGAGACGCGCAAUGCCAUGAUUGAUAAUUUGUAC